Messenger RNA from Mytilinidion resinicola, 971 nucleotides. RefSeq lists its product as uncharacterized. The transcript is spliced from 3 exons. Lineage: Eukaryota; Fungi; Ascomycota; Dothideomycetes; Mytilinidiales; Mytilinidiaceae. Bases 185 to 865 code for a protein of 226 amino acids. The record is from RefSeq and is a predicted model, not a curated record.
CCCACCAAGAGUAUUACUCGAUCCGCUCCAAGCUCUCUCACCCACUCGCCUCUCAUCCGCUCGCCAUAGUCCCAUCCUCGACCGCAUCCGACUUGGUACCACCACCAAGCUGCCCCGACCAUUCGGGCCUGACAUCGUAAGCCCCCACCUACAUCUCUUCAAAGCUUCUACUGACUUGGCAAAGAUGCACUCCACCAUGAUCUUGUCGUCUGUCUGUCUCCUCUCGGUUCUUUCAUCCCUGCCAGCAGUCACUGGCAAAGGCACCGCCAACGUCAGGAACGAAUGUGACAAACCAGUCUACAUCUGGACCGUCGACAGCAAGUCCACCGGCCCUGAGAUCGUCCAACCCAACGAGGAAUACACCGAGGAUAUCCACGUCGAUGGCAGGAAGCAUGUCGAUGCGAAGAAGAAGGCUGGCGUUGCCAUCAAGAUUAGCCGUGAGCCGAAUGGCCUCUUCGUCAAGAACUCCCCACAGCUCCUACUACAGUACAACGCCGAUCCACCCAAGCUUUGGAUGAACCUCCACGAGAUCAACGGACAUCCCUUCGACGGAAGCCCUUUGUCGGUGGCCGGUUGCGGAGACGACAUCACCUGGCCGACCGGUGUCAACUGGAAGGAUCCGAAGGGAACCGGGAACGGGACUACUCAUCCUAGUAGCAAUGAGCUCGAUUGCGGCCCAAGACGGAGGGCGCAGGCUUGCGCACCUGCGCACGGAGUUUGUGCCGGUGACCUCGUUAAGAACGCUGGUUGUUGCCCCGAGCUUGUUUGCAUGGGUGGGAUAUGUCGAGACUUUUCACUCCCAGUGGGCGUGGAGGAGCACGUGGACCCCUGGGAGAUUAUAGGGACAAACACCACGGCUCUGUAGUAGGCCGGAGGUGCUGCGGCUCUGAGGAUGGCUUCGCUUUGUUUCUUCUUCUUUUUUUUGUACUGUACACAGCUUCUGCUGAGCGUUUCAAUUGACCUUCUUGUCC